AGAGUACAUCAAAUCAUGAUGGACCCGCAAGACGGACGGUCAGCGAUUGGCCGGCGAUCUCACAGCUAGUAGCCAACUGCGUCACUGGAACUUUCACAAACAAAAGGGCAUCGCAUUCAACCCAUCUCCGCCUGCGCUCUGCAAAUUCUAGGGAGGGAAGAGCGAAGAGUAACAAUCAAAGAGAUAGAGAGAGAGAUGGUGACGUCGUCGGUGGUGAACACAUACCCUCUCUCAAGCUACACAUUUGGCACCAAAGAGCCCAAGAUGGAGAAAGACACUUCGGUCGCUGAUCGUCUCGCUCGCAUGAAAGUCAACUAUAUGAAGGAGGGGAUGAGAACGAGCGUGGAGGCAAUUCUAUUGGUCCAGGAACAUAAUCAUCCCCACAUACUUCUUCUACAAAUUGGAAACACAUUUUGCAAACUUCCUGGUGGGCGUCUUAAGCCAGGGGAAAAUGAAAUUGAAGGCUUGAAAAGAAAGCUGUCGAGCAAGCUUGCUGCUAAUUCACCAGCUCUUCAGCCUGAUUGGAAGAUAGGUGAAUGUGUGGCUGUCUGGUGGAGGCCAAACUUUGAGACCAUAAUGUACCCAUACUGUCCUCCUCACAUAACUAAACCAAAGGAGUGUAAAAAGCUUUUUGUUGUUCAUUUGUCGGAAAGAGAGUAUUUUGCAGUGCCAAAAAAUUUGAAACUUCUUGCUGUUCCAUUGUUUGAACUCUAUGAUAAUGUUCAGAGAUAUGGGCCAGUUAUAUCCACCAUUCCGCAGCAGCUGUCCAGAUUCCAGUUCAACAUGAUCACCGCAUGAGUUUAUGAAAUCCAGGGUUUUACCACAGGGUAGGAUUCAUAAGGGAGCUUUUAUGAUAGGUUUCAGAGGAGUUUUUGUUUAAUCAGAAUGGGAUCUAAGCUUAUGCAGAUGACCAAACAAGUUCGACUUGGUUCUACACUGUACUCAUGCUGAUUCAAACUUUUGUUUGCCUGUGCUUUUGUUAGUUUAGGUUCUAUCUUCAAACAAGGUCUGUCGUUAAUGCACGUCAAUUGUUUUGUAAUUAUGUUUUCUGGAAGUGGGUUUACUACAGAAGGGGAAGUUCGCUCAGUAUAGAUAGAAGUGGUUUGUAUUUCGCUCCGGUGGUGCUUAUAUAUUUCAGCGGAACAACAGUUGAACAGCUGGUUAUGCUGACGAAAGUAGGAUUCAUCUGUCCUGUGUCAAGUUUGGCAUUCUUGUAUGCUGUGAUGUUUUCAGCAGUGUGGUAGUUUUGGAAGUCUGUUGGGUCCAUUUUCUAUCAUUUUAAGUGAUGUGAUGGAUUUAUGUUGCAUCAUAGGUUUAUAGGAGCCAACAAGGCACUGUUCUUGAGCUAAUGUAUUAUGUGUAUUUGUUUUGGGGAUUAUGUGUCCAUUUCUAUCAUUUUAAGUGAUGUGAUGGAAUUGUGUUGCAUCCUUAAUUUGUAGGAGCUAACAAGACACUAUCUUGAGCUAGAGUAUUAUUUGUAUUUGUUUUUGGGGAUUAUACAUCCUGAAUACGUCUUCAGUUAUUAGGAACUUCAUGUGGUCUCA
Molecule: messenger RNA, 1544 nt
Organism: Malania oleifera
Lineage: Eukaryota; Viridiplantae; Streptophyta; Magnoliopsida; Santalales; Ximeniaceae
Product: pre-mRNA cleavage factor Im 25 kDa subunit 2
Exons: 7
Coding region: 196-798 (200 amino acids)
Cellular component (GO): mRNA cleavage factor complex
Molecular function (GO): mRNA binding
Source: RefSeq, a predicted model, not a curated record